CUUGGAAACAUCACUGCCGACAACAUCGGCGUGGCCAAUUUUACCACAAGCCUCAGCUCGCAACCUCUCACCUGGACCAUCGGACAAUCGCAAACCCAAUCUAACACGUCGAUCGUCAUCGCCCGCGAUUUCUAUCUUGGCCAGCCUCCCUCUCUCAACAUACAGCUACAAUCAGGCACUCCCGACUGUGGUAUAUUUUUCUACGGAAUUGCACCUUUGCUGCAGUUCCCCGAUCCCAGCGGCGUUGACCAAGGCCCAAUUUCCGGCGCAUGUGCGGAUGCACUCACGCUUCCUUGUGUGGAGGAUCUGCAGAACCAAAUUGUAGAAGUGCUGACUGCAAAUUCAACCAUGGAUUGUCUUAGCCUUGCAGCCAUACUACAACCGAAAGCGCCGACAAGCUGCCCGGCUCAGAACGGGAACUGGGGGGAGGUUUCUGCAAAAUCCAUCUCGGGACCUGGUGCACCUUCUCCAUUGUCGCUUUCUGAUUGUCAUCCAACGAUCGAAAACGACUAUUCUCUGAUUCAUAUCGACGAUGUUAGCAGCUCACCUUUCCAGGCAGAUGGCGGUAUUGGGUUUGAUGGCUUUGUGUUUGGGAUAACUCCGGUUCUACAAUUCUCCAUAACGCAUUGGAUUCAAAGCCUGAGGUGCACUUAGCAUGCCUGAAGGUCAUUACGAGCGAGGGCAAUGCCGCUGAGCAGGUGUCCGCAAGCACAGCCUGGGUUCCAGAUCUCGUCCUUGGAUACUCUGCCGUACUGAUUCUG
Molecule: messenger RNA, 761 nt
Organism: Cladophialophora psammophila CBS 110553
Lineage: Eukaryota; Fungi; Ascomycota; Eurotiomycetes; Chaetothyriales; Herpotrichiellaceae
Exons: 2
Coding region: 349-654 (101 amino acids)
Source: RefSeq, a predicted model, not a curated record